This is a messenger RNA of Mytilus californianus (California mussel), 12070 nucleotides long. RefSeq lists its product as uncharacterized. The coding region runs from base 14 to 10315 and encodes 3433 amino acids. The transcript has 54 exons. Lineage: Eukaryota; Metazoa; Mollusca; Bivalvia; Mytilida; Mytilidae. The record is from RefSeq and is a predicted model, not a curated record. Gene Ontology annotation, molecular function: protein binding.
CAUUUAAUAAGAUAUGAGGAAAAUAUUGUGUUUUCUCCUUUUUCUUGAAUUAUUUUCCCAAUUCAACGCAUUUUUUGGCUUACGAGACGGAGGAAACAAUGUCAAGAAAUAUGAAUGGUAUGAAGAAAGAAAAACAACGCGGAAAUGUAGUUUUUGGAAAUGGGGCCGUUGCACUAAAUAUGUAUCAGAAUACAAGUACAGUUUAAAAUGUGAAACAGGUUGGGCCGUAGCAAACAUAUUUUCACAAGAUUGUGAUUAUGCAAUUUGUGACGGAAAAACUGAUUUAAAUGACGCUUGUGGUAUAUCGUAUUCUUCUGAUUAUCAGAUAACAAGACUAGGAAAUGUCUACCACAGUGGAGGAAGUUGUUCAUCUCCAAAUGUUUGUACAGACUGCAAUCAUGGAUUCUAUGCUGAUGGACCAUAUUGUCGUUUAUGUGGGACCAUUGAUCAUUGUAACUACAGAAGAUGUACUACCUCUAGCAAUCAGCACUGUGAAUGGUGUGAUGGGGAAAUAACACCAAAUAUAUAUUGGAGAGCUUACACAAGACAUCUUGAUAAUACAAAAUGUCAAAAGGCUUGUUCAUGGAGAACAGAUAGUACACGAUGUUACCCUGGAACUUGUACUAAUGAACUCGCCAGUGGUUGUGUGUGUGCUGAUAACUUUAGUGGAACACAUUGUGAAAACAUUGACAACACACCAACAAUAGAAUACAAUCAUUGUAAAUUUUCUGACAACGGUGGACAUCAUGUUCUAGAAAAUGAUCCAAACUGGGUCACUGAUGGCCAUGCAACUAUUUGGACAAACUUUGCUGCAUAUAGCAGUAUUUCAGUAGUUGAAAGAGCAAAAUAUUUGCAGCCAGCUGAUAAUAGAGAUUCUCAACAUUAUGUGAAAUAUUUCCGAGUUGGUGUCAUUGAGGAAAAAGCAACUCUCUUAUAUUAUAAAGGUUCAACAUAUGUUUCCAAACAGACAAAGACAUGUAAUGGUAUGAAUAAAAACCAGCCUGUAGAUUUUAAAGAAUGCAGCUUUUCCUUUAAUGCUUGGUCAUUUACUCAUAAUGAUAGAGUAGUUGCUGAAUUCUCCUCUACCAAUGGAGGAUAUGUGAGUGUGGCUAACCGUGACUCUAGUUCCACAGAUUCUGUGAAAAAGACUUAUUACUAUUCUGGACAAACCCUGACACGGGAGUUUGAGUUCCACUGGGAUUUAGAGAACCCUUAUCAUUGUUCUGUGUCGUCAGGAACAUCUUGUACUCCAUUUCUAAAUAUUUUAGAUGAUUUAACUGAAGAUCCUAAUCUGAGUUUUACAUGGGGAGGAUGGUCAGAUGACUUAUCAGGACUAGAUCAUUAUGAAUAUGACCUGUUUGACCUUGGAGUGGAUGGUUCAAUAUUGAUUGAUGGUGCUGGCGCUGGUGGAUCUUUAGUGUCAUCAAAUAAAAAUGUACCAAUCACUGAAUCCUCUGGAUCUGUGGUUUUGACGGAACCUGGGAUGUAUUCCUUACAUCUUGUUGCCUAUGAUAAAGCUGGAAAUUUUAAAACAGGCAGAAAUCUUUUCCUGUAUGAUGACCAGUCUGUUGUAGAUACCCAAGGAAAUCAGCCGACCUACUGUUCAACUGCCUCUGAAGAUACAUCAUAUACUUGGGUUACUAUAGAUACAAACCAGGUCAAGGUCGAUUGGAAAGAUCGAUUUAUAAAUAUCAGACAUAAAAAUAAUAAAUGGUUAAACCUGGUACAGACAUAUGCACCAGGGGAACCUAAAAUUGUGGUGUAUGAAGAUUUGUAUGGAGACAGAACAAAUGUUCAAAUAAAUAAUGUGCAUGCCAUUGUUGAUUUCCAAGUAUCAUAUCAGGUUGACAGCAGUGACUCAAUAACCACAAGUGUCAAGGAUUCACGACCUUUCACCUCUGUUUCGAACAUAUAUAACCAGUAUGACAUCUUAACAUUAGACUGGGCUGAUGGAGAUCAAUUGACAGCUACAGUUAAAGCUAUUGAUGUACUGGACAAGACUAACCAAGAAACAAUCGUGGUGUACAGAGAUGCUACGCCUCCUAUUGUAGAAAAUGUAUGGUUAACAAAAGGGGACAGAUUAAAUGUUAGUGUGCACAGUUUAGAAGAUUUUACAAAGAUGACGAUAGAAUGGGAAGCAUAUGAUGUACACAGUGGCUUGGAUUCUGUGUAUUGGAGAUUAUAUGACAGUAAGACUGGAGUUCUCCAUGGACAUGAAGAUAUCAUAGCUCAGGGACAUUCUACUAAUUUGACACAUUGUGAGGAUAAAUACAGUGAUUAUGCAAGGGGAGCUAACUGCUACUGCACACCAUUCCAGGGAUGUUUCCAUCGUCAUUUCCAAAUUAAACCUGAAAUAAAACAAGAUGGAGGAUUGAUAGUUAAUAGAGAUAAAGGGACGCAUGAAUAUGAUUAUUUUAUAGAGAUAUCUGUCACAAGUAUCGCCAAUUUAACCACUGUCCUGACCAGAAAGAUAACAGUAGACAUCAGUCCACCACAUUCAGGUGCUGUCCAUGAUGGACAACAAGGAAACCCAGAAAUAGACUACCAACAAGGAAUGGACCUAAAUGCCUACUGGGACCAGUUCUUUGACAGAGAAAGUGGGGUGUUUUUCUACCAGUAUAUAGUAAAUACAACAUGUGCUGAUAAGACUGAUUUUGUUCUUAAUGGUUCAAAUCCAAAUAUUGUAGAAACAUACAAUAGUUUUGGUAGUCACACAGUCAGUGGAGAUGGAACCUAUUAUUUCACUGUGGUUGCUUAUAACAGGGCCCUGGACCCUUCCGAACCAGUGUGUUCUGAUGGCGUUACUAUAGACAGUUCUGUACCAGGAGUUAAGGAGGUGGUUGUUAAAGAUUCUCUCAUCACUGGCGGUCUUGUCAAAGACCCAGACAAUGUGGACUACUAUAUCCUGGGACCAGAUCGCGUCAGGAGACUGAUACCUAAUCCUACCGCUGACUGUAUAACUAAAGCCACAGCUUUGAAUAGUAUAAAUCUAUUUCCUUUGACAAAAACUGACAAUGGAAGUAUUGUUGAAGUAGAUGGGAAUAUUUUCUGCAGAAAUUCCAGUUCAUCACCUAGUGUCAUAGGAUUAACUUUAUUUAAAUCAUCAUUGCUAGAGAUGUCAUGGGAACCUUAUGAUAUACCAGCCAAAAUAUUUGAUUAUGAAGUUGGAUUUUCGUCAACAGCAGGAAGUUCAGCACCUGACAUCAUGGCGUUCCAAUCAACAAAACAACAUUCUCAUGCAAGAAUAAUGCAUACCAACAUACCAGAUGGAACACAGUUUUAUAUCAUUAUCAAAACUAUCAGUAAAUCCAAUGUAGAAGGACUAACAACCUUAGGUCCAUGUUUCAUGGACACUACACCACCAGAGAUUGUUGGAGGUAGUAGUAUAUUUACAGUACAGUUGUCAGGGGAGUAUCUGGUCACCACAUGGCCUGGUGCUUCUGUGUCUGAUAGUGAAGAAUUGUUUACACUGGACUAUCAGUUUGCAGUCGGUCACAGUGCAUACGGAACCGAUGUACAAGGUUUUCAACCAUUACAGUCAGGUGGCACCUGUACAUUGACACAGCCUCCAUCUUGUACAGCUGUAAAGGUAACCGACCUGGACUGGUAUCUACAUGGACAUCACACAUACUAUGUGUCACUCAAGGUUACCAACACAGCAGGACAAACAGUCAUCCAGUCAUCUGGUCCCUACAUACAUGAUGUACAGUUACCAGCAGAGGGAGUUGUUUUAGAUAUUGAUACUCAGGAUUUUUCAACAGACAUCCCCUUAAAGGAUAUACAAGACUUAGACUUUCAGACAUCCACCAGCAGUAUGGCUGCCCGUUGGUCAGGAUUUGCCCAUCCACAUUUAGAUGUAACCUACAGUAUAAGUAUUGGUACUACUAUGGGAGGAAGUGAUGUUGUAUCAAUGAAGGAUGUGGGUACCAGUCUAGCUCACCAGGAAACAGGACUGUCUCUGACACCUUAUCAGAAAUACUAUUUUACUGUAAAAGCUGUAACUACAGCAGGGAAUACAGCUAUAUCGUCUGACGGUGUUACCAUAGUAACAGAAAAUGGUGUCCUGUCAGGAGUUUUAAUUUAUGAUGGAGAACCUUGUAACAUGACUGAUAAAAUGUUAGAACAUCAUAUGGAGGACCACAGAUUGUACUGUUCAGAUGAUGUCGACAUCCAGAUGUCUACUAAUUCAUUGAAAGCCUACUGGACAGUUCCAGAUAAUGUAAAGAACUACACACCUGAUGCAUACAUUGCCAUAGAGAAGAGAUCCAGUGUUGGAAAUCAAUGGAGUGUUUUCCGUGAUUUCCUUCAUGUGUCAACAAUAUUUGACAUUAGUAUAGACGACCUGACAUUGAACCCAGGUAUCAAAUAUCGAAUUGUAUUAAAACUGUGUGCCAAAACUAUCUGUUUCUCACCAAUCAAUACCGAUGGUGUCAUGGUAUUGGCAAAUUCCCCCAUAACAGGGGACAUAACUGUGGAGCAUCUUAAUACCACACAAACAGGUGGGGCUGAGAAGCUGAUGGUGUCUUUUGCUCAGUUUUAUGACCCAGAUAUUGAGGACAUGGUUGAAAAGUAUGCUGCAGUUGAUAAGUAUGAGUUUGCUAUCACAGAUAAUUCUGAACAGGGAAAGACAUACAUGGUGUGGACCAAAUUGGAUUUUACGGCCAUUGGACAUCAGAUUACAUUUGAAUAUGUUUUGAAUGGUACAAUGGAUUUCUCCCGAUGCAAAAGAUUUUCUAUUAGGGGAUACAACAAAGCCAAACAGUACUCAACAGUGUCUACGGACAUCAAAGAUUGUCAGGCAUUUAAUCCAAUUCUAAUAAAACCUAAUAUUGUUAUAGAUGCCGUUGGAGCACCUGAUGCUAAUGAUGGAAUCGGCAGACCUGUUUUUCUUGAACAAAAUGCUUUGUGGACAGAAGCAGAUAGAGACUAUACUGCAUACAAGAAUGUGAUUUCAGCUGUGUGGCCAACCUUACGGCAUAAAAAUUAUGACUAUGCCGUAUUAGAAGCCAUAGAUAUUGAUGUUACAACAUAUUAUCGCCAAGUUAAUCAGCUUAAUUUGAAGAUACCAUGUGACCAUCCAGAUAGAAUAAAAUGUGGUCAUACAGAAAAUGGGUUUAUCAAUGUAGAGUUUACAAACAACGAGUUAGUUCAUGGUACUCGCUACACUGUGUGUGUCCAUGCUGCUGCUACAAAAGUUCAACAUGAAACCUGGAUAGAGAAUCUUCCAGAGAUUAGCUCCUGUAGCGAUGGUGUGAUUGUGGACCUGACUCCACCUGUAGCAGGCAGAUUGUGGAUUGGUACUAAUCCUGGUCAAAUUUAUCAGACCGCCAUUACAGACUUGUAUGUAAAUUGGGAUGGAUUUCACGAUGUAGAGGAAUAUGGAGUAGGGCCACAUUCUACUGGUAUUAAACAGUAUAUACUGGGUAUCGGAACAACUCCUGGAGGAAAUGAUGUCCAUGCCUUUGAGAAUAUUGGAGUGGUACAACACAAAGCUUUACCAAAACUUACUUUCCAGAACGGGUACCAGUAUUAUGCAACUUUGAAAGCUGUUGAUUUUGCUAACAGGGAAACACAAAAAGUGUCCGACCCAAUUACAAUAGACUACACACCACCAGAGAGAUCUGACAAACCAAUCACUUUAUCAAAUCGUCAUAUCACAUCAACAACAGAGAUUAGUCCAUGUUGGAAAGGAGUAUUUAUUGAUGUAGAGUCUGGUAUAGAUUAUUACCUGUGGUCAAUUGGUUCAGAGCCUGGAUAUACAGAUAUGAUGUCUUAUUUGAAAGUUGUUGAUGAAGAAUGUGGAAUGACAGACGAAAACAAUCCUUUAGAUCUCCAGGAUGGUCAUUUUUAUUAUAUCAAUGUCAGGGCAUUCAAUAAGGCAGGAUUAUCAUCAUUAGCUACAUCCUGGGCUUUCAAAGUGGACACAACGCCACCUACACCUGGUCAUGUGUAUGAUGGAGAUAAAAGUCAGCUGACAGGAAGUGUCAAGGACAUUGACUACCAAACAGACACCAAAGUGUUACAUGCCUGUUGGGAAGGUUUCCAUGAAUCUCAUUCCACCAUUAAAGAUUAUUAUGUUUCUGUUGGGACCUGUCCACAGUGUGAAGAUAUUUUACAGGAACAGGCUGUGGGAAUUACGUAUGAAUUUACAUUAGAGAACACCCACCUUGGUACAGGACUGAGGUAUUACACAACAGUGACAGCAUGUAACACAGCAGACAUGUGUACUACUGCGACAUCAGAUGGCGUGAUUAUAGACAACAGUCCACCAACAGCUGGGGCAGUACAAGAUGGAACAGGAUUCUACGAUACUGAAUAUCAAUCAAUGCCGAUCUACAUAUCAGCCAAGUGGUAUGGGUUUGAUGACCCUCAGUCUGGUCUCCAGAAGUAUAUUUGGAGGGCAGGAACAAAGCCAGGUUAUGAUGAUAUAGUACCUCCUAUAGCGCUCCAUUUGACAGAGACUGCAGCAUUACUGAACUCUACUAGUUAUAACCUUGACCUUCCUUUGAACAAGAGAAUUUAUGUAACAGUAAGAGCAUAUAAUAAACUAGGUUUGUGGUCUGAAUCAUCAUCUAAUGGUUUUAUUGUGGACAACACACCACCAGUUAUAGCAAAACCACCUACAUUCUCAACUGACUUUGGAAUUAAGGGAUUGACACAGAUCUAUAGAACAUCAAUGAAGGUGGAAUGGGCUGAUGAUGACGACGAGUCAUAUAUAAAAAGACAGUAUCUGUCUGUCAAAUCUCAUAUUGGAGGAGAGUUCAUGCUGUCUUCACAGUCAGUGAAUGGUAUAGCCAGGUCCUAUGUAUUUACUGGACUAGAUUUACAUGAUGGAGUGACCUAUUAUGUGACCUUAAUUUCCUGUAACAGUGCUGAGAUAUGUAUAACUUCUACAUCUCAGGGAAUGUUUGUUGAUAGUACUCCACCAUCUAGAGGAACAUUUGCUGUGGCUACUGACCAUGCAGUUAAUCCAGACUUAACCAGAAAUGAAAAAGGAUGGAUGACCUGGGGAACCAAUGCUGUUUACCUGGCAUGGCUAGGAUUCAGUGAUAUCCAUUCACAGAUAGAUCAUUACAUGGUCACUGUAGGGUCAUCAUACAUGGCUAAAGAUUUGACUAAGGAUCACACUGCUAAGUACAUUCAUGUUGAUACCAACACUGACCAUGGUGAUGAGGGCAAAGUUCAACUGUACAAAGUGGAGACACAAACACUGACUAAUUAUGAUGAGUUGUUUAUCACUGUGUGGGCAGUAAAUAAGGUUGGUUUGAGAAGUCAUAUGGUCCAUUCAGCCUUUACAAAGACUCCACCAAGCUCUUUAGAUUUGAUGAGAAGAUGUGAUGCUCUAUCAUGUGAAGGUCAUUGUGUUUGUGCUCCACAGGACCAACGAUGUCCAUAUUCACCAACUUUGGGAAACUGUACUGAUGUAUCAGAUAGUGUAUUUUCUGGUACCCAGUAUACAUUAUUUCUAGUGAAGGAUACUAAUGGCUACUCCACUGUUGACCAGGCUGUGACAGCAUCUAACAAUGUUCUGAGAGCUACAUGGCAGAUUUCACAGAUAUAUCCAUCUAAACCUAAGUGGUAUGAAUGGAGUGUAGGGUAUGCAGACAAGUUAGGACCAGAAGGUAUCUUUGACCCAGUAGAUGAUAAAGUGUGGCAGGACGCUGGUCAGUUAAUGGAUGCUGUGUUUACUAUUGGUCAAGGUAAAGACUUACUGAGGAAUACAUUGGUAUAUUCAGUGUAUGUGAAAGUUUGGUAUUCCUCUAACAUCUAUGCUGUAUUUAAGACAAAUGGUAUAUAUGUGAUGACACAAGCACCUGUUUUAGCAACAGUCAGAGGCACAGCUGUAACAGAAAAAGUGCAAGGUACAACAGCUAAAGAUGAUGAUUACAUGAGGAUAGGACGACCUAUAACCUACACAUGGAAAAAUAAAUUCCUGGAUGCUGAGGCAACAAUAGAGAAAUAUAGACUGUAUCUUAGUUCAUUUCCUGGAGGUUAUGAUAUCCUGACAAUACCAGAGGUUAUACCAGGGACAGCCACAGGAUACAAUAUGUCUAGAAUCAACCUGAUACCUGGUGUUAGAUAUUACUCUAAUGUCAUAGCUUAUAACUAUGCUGGAGUCCAUACUACAUCUACAUCUGAUGGAUUCAUUGUGGAUCAUGUUGAUCCAUCGUCUGGCAUUGUUUAUGAUGGAUUAGGAAUACUGGACGUAGAAUACCAGAACUCCACAGACAAUGUGGCAGCUCACUGGCAUGGAUUUAUAGAUACAGAGUCGAGUAUACUGUCAUACUACUGGUGUGUAGGGGAGACAACCCAUGUACACAGAAUUUACGCCAAUACAGAAUGUAGUGUUUUACCAUGGACUAACGUUGGACUUCACACUUCUGUAUCAAAGAAUCUAUCUAUAGAGAUAUCACAGGGAAUCACAAUUUACAGUAAAGUGUAUGCUAUUGAUAGUGUCGGCAGAAGAUCAUCCAUUGUUGUCUCUGAUGGGGUUAUAAUUGACAUAACUCCUCCUAUUCCAGAAAAGUUCAUUCAUGCUUCAGAAAUUCUUGGAAAUAAUACAUCAUUUGAAAUCACUGGUGGGGAUGAUAUUACGUUUGAAAAUGUUAGUUCUACUGAUAUUUGUAUGGUUUCGGAUAGUUACCAUCCAUUGUCAUGGAUUCCUUCGACAAUAACUUGUAUGGCUGUGGUGUCGUCUGAUGUUAAUUUAGCUAAAGAUGGUCGAUCAUUUUUGUUCAUAAGAGGAAAUGUUCAGCAGCAGUUAGAUCAAGUGAGGGCAGGAUAUCUAUACAAAGUCUCAUUUUUCUCCAGCCAUUUGCCAAUAACAGAUUCUGUUGGAGCAAACAAAGAAGGGUUUAUACAGCUUAAUGAUGUAAAACAUAUAUUCCUGAUCUACACAAAGCCGUAUCGUCAUGAUGGACAUGGACAGGGAAACAGUCGUGAGACAAUCUCCUGGCAUGCUCACACAUUCUAUUUCCAAGCCACCAAUGACCAUGCAAAUAUCACAAUCGGAAGUAUCGACAUGACUACAGGGAUAUUUUUAGAUGAUCUUUCUGUACAGGAAGUUAACUUAACAACUGGCGCUACAAGUGGCCAUGUGCUUGGUCAUGUUGUUUAUUUACAUGAAUGGAGUUCUAUCCAUGGAUCAUGGAGUUUCACAGAUCUGGAAUCAACAGUAGUAGAUUACACAUGGGCUAUAGGUUAUGCAGAGGGAGGUACACAGAUCCAACCAUUCAGAAGUGUGGGAUUGAUGAACUUUGCCUUUAACAACAAUGUAACACUGGUCCACAACACCUAUAUUUAUGUGACAGCUAUAGCCACUAAUGCUGCAGGGUUGAGGGGUGUGUCAUUUUCUAAUCCCAUACUGGUAGACCUGACACCACCUAAUAUUAGAUUUGUUAAUGAUGGAGCAGGUACAGAUGAAGAUGCCUGGGAAUUAAAUGAAGUGAUUGCUAACUGGGCUGUUGAAGAUCCUGAAUCUGGUAUCCUGUUAUGUCAAUGGGCUAUAGGUUACCAGCCUGGAGGGAAUGACUUACUACCAUACACUGAAGUAACAUCUACAACAGCCUAUAAAGAGUUCCCUUACAGUGUGUUAACAGGCUAUACCAUUUACACAUCACUGACAUGUGAAAACAAAGCUGGAUUGUCUUCUGUUAUGUCAUCUAAUGGAGUAAAGAUUUCAAACCUGCCUCCUACAUCCACAACAGCAGUUGUCCAGACAUUGCCUUUGUCAUUGACAGAAUACAGUCCAAGGGACUCAUACCAAGGUGUUAAUGAUAAUAUCAGACUCAAGUGGACUGGAUUUGAUGACAAUAUAGGAGUAGAAAGAUACAAGGUGUUUUAUCAAGAUGAUGGUUUAUCAGAGUUAAUGUUCUUUGCAGAUGUACAAGAUGUACUGUAUGCACAUUUUACAAAGAUGUCUCUUACAGAGGGAUCUCACAACUUCUCAGUACAAGCUAUAAAUAAACUGUUUAAACGCAGCAAUAAAGCAACAUUAUAUUCUAUAACUAUUAUGUCAUCGCCAAAAGUAGAGACAACAAAGACCCUGACAAUAAACUGGAUCAAUAAACAGGUGAUUGUUUCAUGGGACAAUAUUUUUACAUCAGAUAAUGACAUAUUCUAUGAAGUGUCGUCUGGUUCUACGCUAGGAGGGGUUAAUAUUAUCCAAUGGCAGGAAACCAACCAAACCAGUAUAACAUUUGGUAUACCAGCAUCUGUAGCAGCUAUCAGCGGGUUACCAGUCCAUGUAACAGUCACAGCCAUCUCCGUAGGCGGAUUUUCAGCAGUGAAAACAGGAACUUUCAAACUUCCAUAGAUAUUAUUUUUUGUCAGUUAACCAGUAACAACAAAAACUGAGACAUAUUACUUAUGAAACUAUAAAUCCAUAAUUUUAAAUAUGGGCAUUAAUGACAAUGUUUACUCAAUUGCAAAAAGUUUUUUUUUUGUAUCUUAAAACUUAUUCACCAGUAUAAUACAUGUAGGUACAAAUAAAUUUAUUUUUAUAUGGAAGUAAAGUUUUUUACAAAAACUAUUUAAUAAAGAGAAAAUUGAAAUAAAUUAUAUUUUUAAUAUUCAGAUAGAGUGAGAGACCCAUAUUCGCCGCAUAAUUCGUUCAUUUCCACUUACGUCUAACCUACAUUCAAAUAUUUGGAACUUUUAUGAAGGUUUCAGAAAUUUAACUAUAUGAAAAAAAUGUUUGAUAAAGAAAUUAUCUUCAAAACAUUGGUUAAUUGUUCUAAAAACGAACGCAAACUCAAGAGGAAAUCAAGUUGUUCAUGUACCAUGGGGGACACAUUUUUGCCGCAAUGUAUGAUAUGACCAUCCUCAUUAUCUUGGUAUAUUAUAAAAACGAAUGUUUGCAAUUACAUGAAUUAGCUUGAGAGAUCAUUCCUAUACGAUUUUUCUCACAAAUAUUUACUUUAAGACUGCGCAUGAUUGCCAGAUAAAUCUUACAUAAUUGCCAAAAUCAUUUAAAAACACCUGCGUAUUUCUCAGUAUGUAUGAAUAACCUUAGAAAUGGGGUAAAGAGGAAUAUCAACAGUUGUAACAUUACAAACAGCCUUUACCAUCUAUUAAGGCAAGUAUUGGAUAAAGGCACACAAAUUUUACAGAAAAAAUGGCAAAACGGCGAAUAUGCGCCACCCACUCUAUAUAAUAAUUAAAAUAUAUAUAAUAUAAUAUAAAAAGUAUUUUGCCAACUGUACCUAUUUAAAGGACCUUUUAUUUUUUAUACUAUUUUUCCAUAUUUGAAAAUUUGGAAAACAGAACAAAAGUUCUAACAGUAGUAGCUAGAUCUUACCUACCAAAUUGAUAUUUUAACAUCUAAAAUGUCAUCAUUUACUGAUUUGUUACAAUUUUUUACCAUGAUUAUAAUAUCUUUUUCCCGUCCAAAUGUGUUAUACUUAUUGUUGCUUAUUUUUUCAUGUUAUCUCGUUCAUAUUUGUGAUAUUUAAAAAUAACUGUGAUAUUUUGAAAGUUGAGUUACUUUCUCAUCUGGUGCAGAAAAAUUGUUACCGUUUAUGUUAUUAUGAAUAAUGUCUACCCAAAAUCUCCUUUUAUUUAUAUUUGUCAUUUAUGAUUACGAUCUCCUACAUUUGUUUGUGCAUCUGGUGCAGUAUUAUUGGUACUGUUAAUGUUACUACAGUUUACAAAGGCAUGUAAUAACUUGUUUAUUACAUGUGCAGUAGUGAGUUUCAAUUUGUUUUGGCAGAUUCAAAUUAUUUCUCAGAGUAACUUUUCUUUGUUACCUAGACAACUAGAGGGAAGUAAACAAAUGUAUUCAUGUCAUUAAAAUUUUAAAUUACCUGUAUAUAUUUAUUUCAAUUCCAGUACGUCACAUAUUUUUAUAAACACUUUCUGCAAUAGACUAUAGUAAAAAAAUAUGAAAUUGGACAUAUUCCUUAAGCAUAACCUGGACUUGUUAAAAUGUUGUACACACUUCUAAUUUUGUAGAUUUUUCUUCAAAUAGCCUCAGACUUGGUCUUAUUCAGAUUGAUUCUUAUGUAUCUAUGAUUGUUAAUAUUAUGUUAAUGUUCAUUGAUGGUCUUUUUCUCAAAUGAUACAAAAUAAA